Messenger RNA from Chilo suppressalis (striped riceborer), 2441 nucleotides. The record is from the annotation of a GenBank genome assembly. NCBI's taxonomy places the organism in Eukaryota, Metazoa, Arthropoda, Insecta, Lepidoptera, Crambidae.
AAAAAAGUGUUAAUAAAGUAAUAACAGAACGGAUUUCAUGUCAUAUCUUCAAUGUUUUGUGUAGCUUCAAAAUAAUGAAGCAAUAAUUAUAUGCGAAAUUAAAGUUAAAAUUGUAACUGUGAUAAUUGUGUAUUCGUGAUUAGAAUAUAAGUAAAACAUCGUCAUGUUGUUUCUCAUCUGGUCUGCGGUACUGAUUGUAGCCCUGAUCUUAUACCUCAAGAAGACCUACUCAGUUUUCUCGAAAUAUGGCGUGAAGAACAUGACUCCAAUCCCAUUGGUGGGAAACGGUUUAAGCGUAUUUAUAGGGAGAGAGCAUAUAGUCGACUACUCGAUGCGUAUAUACCAACAAUAUCCAGAGGAAAGGUUCUUCGGUUCAUACGAAUUCUUGCGGCCGUUGGUGAUAGUCAAAGACAUAGAACUCAUUAAGCAGAUUACUAUAAAAGACUUCGAGUACUUUUUGGAUCAUAAAACUAUGGUGGACGACAGAAUAGAUCCUCUAUUCGGGAGAAAUUUGUUUUCGUUGAAAGGCGAAGAAUGGAAAGAUAUGCGCGCUACUCUAAGCCCUGCUUUCACCAGCUCCAAAAUGAAAUUGAUGCUUCCAUUUAUUGUGGAAGUAGGCAACAGGAUGACUGAUGAACUUAAGAAACAAAUCAAAGAGUCAGAUGAAAAGUACUUGGAUAUCGAAGCUAAAGAUUUGACUACUAGAUACGCAAACGACGUCAUCGCUUCCUGUGCCUUUGGUCUCAAAGUAGACUCUAUUGCCGAAGAAAACAACGAAUUCUUUAGAAUGGGCAAAGUUAUCACAAACUUUGGUAUUUCUACUAUCAUAAAAAUGUUCAUGUUUAUUUACCUGCCAUUUCUUACGAAGAUGCUGAAUAUCAAAGUAUUUUCGGAAGCCGCAGCAAAUUUCUUUAAAAAUCUUUUCAUGAAUACUAUGAAUCACAGAAAAGCAAAUAACAUAGUACGACCAGACAUGAUCCAUUUACUGAUGCAAGCAAAAAAAGGUAAAUUAGUACAUGAAGAAAAACCAUCCAAAGAAGCAGAUGCAGGUUUUGCUACUGUAGAUGAAUCUGAAGUUGGUACGAACAAUGUUAACAAAGAUUGGUCUGAUUUAGAUUUAAUCGCACAAGCAUUGUUAUUUUUCUUUGCUGGUUUCGAGACAGUAUCUACUGCAAUGACAUUUGCUUUAUAUCAAAUGGCCGUCACUCCUGAAAUCCAAGAGAAACUCAUCAAAGAAAUCAAGGAAAAUGAGAUCAAGAAUGGUGGAAAGUUUGACUAUAACUCAAUACAGAAUAUGGCUUACAUGGAUAUGGUAAUUUCAGAGGUACUGAGAUUGUGGCCUCCAGCUAUAGCUCUGGACAGAAUUUGCACAAAAGAUUAUAACCUGGGAAGAGCAAACGACAAAGCGCCAAAAGAUUAUAUCAUGCGCAAAGGUGACUGUCUCCAGAUUGCGAACUGGGCUAUCCACCGGGAUCCCAAAUACUUUCCGAACCCCACAAAGUUCGAUCCAGAAAGGUUUUCCGAAGAGAAUAAGCACAACAUUCAACCCUUCUCAUAUAUGCCUUUUGGAUUAGGCCCUAGAAACUGCAUUGGUUCCAGGUUCGCUCUGUGCGAAGUGAAAGUGAUGCUGUACCAAAUCCUGCAGCAUUUCGAGGUGGAAGCUUGUGAGAGGACCUGCAUCCCACCAGAAUUUAUUCCUGGCCAAUUCAACCUCAACCUCAAAGGUGGCAAUUGGUUACGCUUGAAGAUAAGACAAUGACAUGCUAUUCCAAAAUACUUUGUUAUCUAAUCUAAGCCUAUAGAUUACUACCAAACGUGAUUAUUUAUAAGGCGAUAAGAAGAGAAAAACAUUUAUAACGGAACUAACACCUUUUAUCAAUAAGAUACGGAUAAUAUUAUAAGUUUGUUUAGAUAAUAAUAAGUGUUAUUCGUUUUCCAUCUAUGUUUAAAAUUAGAUACCUGAUAAAUCUUUUAUACCUAUCACAAACAAUACUUUCCUCAGAGUUUACUUGUGUUAUUAGAACUAUUACUAAUUUUUUUUUCUUCGUUUAUCAGAUAGAUUAUCAAAAAGUAUUGGACACGUAUUUUUUCUUUGUUCACAUAAUAUAAACAUUGCAGAGAUAUUGUUUUGAAAAGUCGCAUGACGUAACGUUUUGGUACAAUGUUCACAUAAAAGUGACGUCACGAGCCCCCACUCCCAAACUUUGACGCGCUAUAACUUUGUCAUUUUUUGGUUGAUUCCCCAAAGAAAAAAUACGUGUAAAUUAUUUUUUCAACGAAAUUCUAUUUAGUCAAUUCUAUUUACUAAAUAGAAUUUCGUUUACUGUACCCCGUCAUUACCCCUCUUAUGAAAAUUAUAUAAUGUCUUUUCUUUUAUCAAUGUUUGACGUUUUAAUAGAAAUUUCACAUGAUUUAUACAAUUUUGGUUUUAUUUUUCUCAA